Molecule: messenger RNA, 3785 nt
Organism: Cololabis saira (Pacific saury)
Lineage: Eukaryota; Metazoa; Chordata; Actinopteri; Beloniformes; Belonidae
Gene: ubash3ba
Product: ubiquitin associated and SH3 domain containing Ba
Exons: 14
Coding region: 365-2305 (646 amino acids)
Molecular function (GO): protein binding
Source: RefSeq, a predicted model, not a curated record
CGCUCCCGUAGUGCAGCAGCAGCAGCAGCAGCAGCGUCGUGCACCCCGAGACGUCCGCUAUUCGGGUCCAUUCAUAAGUGAGAGCUUUCCCAGGGAGGAAGCUCGCCUUUUUUCCAGUUUUGAGGAGCGAAUGCGAGGCUGGGACGGAACCGCAACAUGUCCAGCGCGGCGCAGGACGCGCCAGAGACGCACAAGUCACUUCCCGAGAGCGCGCCUGCCUUGUUUUGACUCCAACCAUCCACCAUCCACGCAGGCUUCCGCCCAACCAACACUCUCCCUCAGUCACACACACAUACAGGGGUUUAUUUGAGCACUUCGUUGAUGAAUGAACCCCCUGCCGGAGGAGUCGUGGACCUGAUAGCGGAUGGAGCAGCCGGGCAUGGCCGCGAAGGAGGACCUGUACGCCAAAGUGACCCCGCGGAGGCAGCGGCAGAGCCGGAGCGCCACCAUCAAACACGGGUCCACGCUGGACGUGCUGCUGUCCAUGGGCUUCCCCAGCACCAGGGCCUUGAAAGCUUUAGUGUCGACGGGAGGCAAAAACGUCCAGGCGGCUUGUGACUGGCUCUUCUCCCACGUGGACGACCCGUUCCUGGACGACCACCUGCCCAGAGAGUACGUGCUGUACCUGCGACCCAGCGGGCCGCUGCUCCAGCAGCUCACGCACUUCUGGAAGCAGUCGCGCCUCACCUGCGGCAAGAACAAGGCGCACAACAUCUUCCCCCACAUCACCCUCUGCCAGUUCUUCAUAUGUGCCGAUGCGAAGGUGGAAGCUCUGUCGGACGCCCUGCAGGCCACCGUGGGCAGGUGGAAGAGCCGGAUACCCAUGCCGCUCCCCCUGGAGCUCUACACCUCCUCCACCUUCAUCGGCCUCUUUGUGGAGGAGCAGAUGGCCGAGGUUCUGAAGAGCUUCGCCGCCGAUUUUGCCACCGAAGCAGCUUCUAAAGCGGAUGUUCACGUUGAGCCCCAUAAGAAGCAGCUUCACGUCACGUUGGCGUACCACUUCCAAGCCGGCCACCUUCCAGUUUUGGAGAAGUUGGCCAAAAACGUGGACGCGUCCUCGGGCUGCGACUGGCUGGCCGUGCUGCUGUCCAGGGAUAUCCGCUUCGCUAAUCACGAGACGCUGCAAGUCAUGUACCCGUACGCGCCUCAGAACGACGACGAGCUGGAGCUGCUGCAGGGAGACUUCAUCUUCAUGUCUCCCAUGGAGCAGAGCACGGCCAGCGAGGGCUGGGUGUACGGCACCUCGCUGGCGACGGGGCUGUCCGGCCUGCUGCCCGAGAACUACGUCAGCCGUGCUGACGAGUCCGACACGUGGGUGGUUCACGGGUCUCACUCGUUCCUCAACUGUGCCUCUCCAUCUACCUCCGGUGCCACUGUGGGCGGGUUAUUAUUGGAUGGACAGCUGAACGACAGUCUCCUGGACAGUUUUUUGGAGACGGGUUUCACCAACCUGUGUCCUCCUAUGCAGGUGUCGAAGCCGAGCGGCCAGCCGUCCCUGUCCAGGAUGAGGCUGUUCGUGUGUCGCCACGGCGAGAGGAUGGACGUGGUGUUCGGCAAACACUGGGUCACUCAGUGCUUCGACUCCAAAGGUAGAUACAUCCGCUCUAAUCUCAACAUGCCGUCCAGCCUGCCGCCUAGAGUCGGGGGUCACAGGGACUAUGACAAAGAUUGUCCAAUUACUGUGUUUGGCUCCACGCAGGCCCGUCUUGUAGGUGAAGCCCUGCUGGAGAGCCACACCUCCAUAGACUUUGUUUACUGCUCUCCGUCUCUUCGCUGCAUCCAGACGGCUCAGAACAUCCUGCAGGGUCUCCAGCAGGAGGGGAAGACAAAGAUCCGUGUGGAGCCCGGUUUGUUUGAAUGGACCAAGUGGGUGUCGGGCACGUGUUUACCGGCCUGGAUCCCCCCAGCGGAGCUGGCUGCCGCCAGCCUGAGCGUGGACACGUCGUACAGACCUCGUAUUCCCAUCAGUAAGCUGGCCGUGUCGGAGUCCUACGACGUCUACAUCAGCAGGAGCUUCCAAGUGACCCGCGAGAUCCUGGCCGAGUGCAAAGAUCUGGGAAACACGAUCUUGAUUGUGGCCCAUGCUUCUUCCCUCGAGGCCUGCACUCGCCAGAUCCAAGGCCUCAGCCCCCAAAACUCCAAGGACUUUGUGCAAGUUGUCCGAAAGAUUCCUUACUUGGGGUUCUGUGCUUGUGAAGAAAUGGGAGAGACAGGAGUGUGGCAGCUGGUCGACCCACCCAUUUUGCCUUUGACACAUGGACCUAAUCACAGUUUCAACUGGAGGGAAAUGCUAAUGCAGGACUGAAGGCUUCGCUGUCUGCUCCUCUAUCUUUAGUCGGCUUGAAACGCUGAAAAAUUAUUUAUUUUUUUUCCUACAUUGCUAGAAUUCCAGCCCAACCACCAAAAGAACUAAAAAAAAAAAAAAAAAAGAAACAAAAAAACAAGCAUAGCUUCUGUCAAAGACAACAUGAGAAGUAUGAAACGUCCACAGCUCUAGACGAGCGUGUUCGGCAGCACCUCUCAGGAAGGGGAAGCAGAACCGGACCACCGUCUGGGCUCCGGCGCCUCACUGCUCCACUCCUCCGUCCAAACUGCUCUCCAAAAUAAUGUGGAUGUUUCUUGAUGGACGUGACGGAUCAGGUUUUUGCACCGCGCAGCGCUCUGCCUGUCCCCCUGCCCGGGCGGGGGGGGGGGCACCUUCGCCACCACUGUGACAAGAAUCAGUCGAGAAAGACUUGUACCACAAAGUAUUUUUCUACGUGCCCAGAAAUGAUUAUCUAACUUGUAGCUACGACCCCCUCGUGAACAAAAAGCACAAAAGAAAGGUUGACAAUCAGACAGGGGAGCCGUGAUCUUCAUGGCUUCCUGACGUGGUGGGUAUUUUAUCAUACCUGUGGUAUUCCUGGUGAAGCCCUGGUGAAGCCCUAUCAUUUUAUUAAGCCUCAUACUUCUCUGCCCUUAUAAGCAUUUUAACCCUCUUGUAAGCUGAAGGACUCAUCCGGAGGCAACCAAGUCAAUACAACAAAGAAAAUGAAUAUAAAACAGAAUAAUGUUGCAUUGUUAAUAAUAUCCAGGUGCCUCGACUAAAGUUUUGCUGUUUUUUUUUUUUGUCUUUUAUUUGGUUAAUUAUCCUGAAGCUCUGUAAACCUCAUAACCACAUUGCUUUACACAUAUUUGGUGUGUUUAAUUUCCGUUGGUCACAUCAGAUGAUCUGAUUCAAGAGCACUCUCCUUAUGCUAGACAAUUGCUGUAUGACAUUGAAAAUCUAUUGAUAAUGUAUUUAUGAAUAAUCCAGGUUUGUGGAGCAGCGAGGGCCCGAGCAUAUUGGCCUGUAUGUAUUCUGUGAAAGGCCUUUCUUUACGUUAAUGAAAGGUGAGAUGGUUGCUUUGAUUUGUAUUUAUGUUUUAAACAAAUUGGUGAGCUGGUUCGUCAGCAGCCUCACAGAGAAGCGACGAGGGGGUCGCCUUCUUAAACACUGAAGAUGCAUCUAAUGGCUUUAUGGUUUUACUUUACAACGCACCUGUUGCAUCACUGCAAAGAUUAAAUAUGAAUAAACAUUCUUAUUUUGUUGGUUUGUAUGUUUGCUUUCGUACAACAGAUGUGACGUAUUAAAGGUGGAAGAGCACAGAUGUGUUUGAUAAAGAUAAUCCUGGUUUAAUUGUAGUUGGAGUCCAGUAACGCUCAGAACCUUCACCAGAUGGAGCACCGCCACGAUUAAUGGGAUUAAAUCAGAAAGAUAAAUGGUCUGCUUCUUUUUAUCAGGCUCUAGAUGUUCAUGUAUGCGU